Messenger RNA from Babesia bigemina, 1362 nucleotides. RefSeq names its product membrane protein, putative. The coding region runs from base 1 to 1362 and encodes 453 amino acids. Lineage: Eukaryota; Apicomplexa; Aconoidasida; Piroplasmida; Babesiidae. The record is from RefSeq and is a predicted model, not a curated record. The transcript is spliced from 2 exons.
AUGGCGUCUAUCGUUGGCGUUGCUUGCCAUUUCGGCCUUUGCCGGAGCUCCAAACGCGCUAAUCGUCUAUUCCCCGGGGGGCAGAAUUUGGGAGCUCCUGCGGCGCCGCAUGGCGCAAGCCAAGAAGGAUACAACGUCUGUGUAGCUGCGGGAUGUAAUCAAUUCGAGUCAGACAGUUCCAAUCCGCUGCAGCACCAAUGCGGCAUGCAUACUGUCUGCAAGCGGUGUCCAACCCCCGGAGUAAGCAACGCGGACAUUUGCCAUCUGUUCCCGCCCACGCAAGGCCGCAUCAACGUAAUAGAGGGUAGUAUGGAUACAACCAGUUCUGGGCAUCAUGGAGCUUAUGAGGGUGGGCACUCGGAGGAUGAUGAGGGCGACGAAGGCUCUUUUUUGGAGAUAAACUCGUUUGACAUGAAGUUCAGGCCGUCCACUUCCAACGCCGAUAUCAAAUCAUAUGCGAGAUCUUGCGCAGUUGAUAGGGAUGGGUUCGUAGACGUCGCAGUUCGAGUUGUUUUGCAGUGGUACAAGGUUCCAGGGAAGGAGAGCCCUAAGGAGGCGGCAUACGAGGAAGAAGGCGAAGAAGAUGGCAUGCUUGAGAUGGAGCCAGCGUCACGAUUAUCUUUGGAUGAUUUGGACUAUUCCUCAGAUGAUGAAGGUGGAUCGUUUCUCGAAAUAUUCCCACAGUUAGGUGAAAAAUUACGGGGGAUGUUUUCGUCCGACAAAGACUCCGACGAUGACGGUUCCGACGGCGGCGACCACGGUGCCAUCGGGAUGGUGGUGCACGGUCUGGCUGCUGCCGGCCAUGGCGCCUACAACCGCGUCAAACGGCUCUUCAAGUCGCCCAAAUUGCAGGUCCACUAUAGCGUGAGCCAUCAGACGUUAUCGAGCUGUAGGCAGUCCCAGCGAUGGGAGGGAUCGCUCCACGGUUCAUCGCUGAUAUUCACGUCUAACCAGAACAUCAGGAUCCUAGCGUCAAAUCUACAGAGCAAAUUCUUUGUGGACAACUUAAAGGUACACGUGACGUGUAAGGAUUGCGAACAGCUGCAGUCACGUUCAUGCGUUCAGGUACACUGCGCCCAGAGGCAGCCGCCUGCGCGCAUCCACGCGUUACGUAGCUUCACGCACCCGCCAACGGCGCCCACUCUCCAGCCCAUCGCUAUGCAUCCGCCGCCAGCAGCCGGGAUAGGGCACGCUGUGCCUCCAAUCGCACCUGCAGCUGUGCACACGGCGCCGCUCAACGUCUACGACCCUAACACCAUAGUGGCACAUAUCGCAUCACACUCGGGGAACUUCGCAGACGCUCCCGGCGUCCUGAUUGCCACUAUCGUUAUUCUGCUCUGCACAAUAGAACUGUUGGGUUAA